Molecule: messenger RNA, 2640 nt
Organism: Melanotaenia boesemani (Boeseman's rainbowfish)
Lineage: Eukaryota; Metazoa; Chordata; Actinopteri; Atheriniformes; Melanotaeniidae
Gene: gja5a
Product: gap junction protein, alpha 5a
Exons: 2
Coding region: 320-1447 (375 amino acids)
Biological process (GO): cell communication
Cellular component (GO): connexin complex
Source: RefSeq, a predicted model, not a curated record
GUCAGUGUUGGGACAACACACCACUUAGAUUCCAUGCUUGACAACCAGCUCUUACUGAUGUCUCCAGGAAGAAGGUAGCCCUACCAUCACAUUGUUCUUCACUCUGCAUCUUCACCCUUCAUUUGUCCACUGAAUUUAAAGAAAACUCAUCUUCCUCUCAUCAAGGAAAAGAUAAGAAUCUUCUAGAUGAGCAGAAGUUGAUUCCUACCACAAGAAGAACUGCAGUAAUUUUUCAUCUUUCUACCUCCUUCUUUUCACCUUUCCUUCCCUCCCUUUCCAGCCUCUGUAUCUCAGGUGUGUGUUUGGGCUGUAAGCAGUGAUGGGGGACUGGAGUCUUCUGGGGAAUUUCCUCGAGGAAGUCCAAGAACACUCCACUUCGGUUGGAAAGGUCUGGCUCACCAUUCUUUUUAUCUUUCGUAUCCUGGUGCUGGGCACGGCGGCGGAGUCUUCCUGGGGCGACGAGCAGAGUGAUUUCCUUUGUGACACUCAGCAGCCUGGUUGCACCAACGUGUGUUAUGACAGUGCUUUCCCCAUCGCCCACAUCCGCUACUGGGUGCUCCAGAUUGUGUUUGUCUCCACGCCGUCCCUCAUUUACAUGGGCCAUGCAAUGCACACAGUGCGCAGGGAGGAGAAGCAGAGGAGGAAGGAGCAGGAGGAGAGAGAAACAAGGGGGGAGAAAGACUACCUCCAGCAGAAGCAGAGUGGUAAGGAGAUUACAUCUGAUGGGCCUGGUCGUAUUCGCUUGAAAGGAGCCUUGCUGCAGACUUAUGUCUUAAGCAUCCUGAUCCGAACUGUAAUGGAGGUGACGUUCAUAGUCGUUCAGUAUCUGAUUUAUGGGGUGUUCCUCAAGGCACUGUAUCACUGCAAAACUUGGCCCUGCCCCAACCCUGUCAACUGCUACAUGUCUCGGCCCACAGAGAAGAAUAUUUUCAUAGUUUUCAUGCUGGUGGUGGCUGGUGUGUCUCUUCUGCUGUCUGUUUUGGAGCUCUAUCAUCUUGGCUGGAAGAGCUUAAAGAACUGCAUGCGCAGCAAGAUGAUGCAAAAGAACAGCCACAGGGCAGUAACAGUCGCUGUGUCAGCAGCCUUGGAGCCCAGCACGCCGUCAAGACCCUCCAUCUCCUGCACUCCACCUCCUGACUUCAACCAGUGCCUAAAAGCUCAGAGUUCCAUGAACCCAAUGGCUUCCAUGGCCUCUCAUCCCUUCAACAACAGGAUGGCACUGCAGCAGAACUCAGUCAACCUGGCCACCGAGCGGCACCACAGCUGUGACAACCUGGAGGAUGAGGAAGACUUCCUGAGGAUGAGAUACGAGCAGGUGCCCGCAGAGCUGCCCAACAGCUGCUCACAACUGCCUCUGCUGCACCCUAGCUGCAUGAAGGACAAACGGCGCAAUAGCAAGACCAGUGGGACCAGCAGCCGAGCACGCCAAGACGACCUGGCAGUAUAGAUUCAGCAGAGAGCAGCUGAAGGCAAAGAGGAGAAAGGGUUGGACUUUCACUUCCAGAGAGUAAGGACAAAAAGACACAAAUUUUAGAUGAGCACAAUUAGCACAGGCUAACUAUGCAGACUCUAACACUGAGGCCUGAUACUCGACUGCAGAAGAUGGAUUUGAUAUAAACAAAUGAAACUAAGAAAGAGAAGGCCCUGAGAUCUUUGAAAGGACUGCUUUGCAUGUCUAUGCAAGCUGAUGGUGUGUCGUGAAGCUUGAAAAACAACUGAAAAACAAACUGCAAAAAUGAGAAUAUUGAGGACAGGGUAACAGGUGUGAUACCUGACUAAUGCACAUUUUAUGUUUUCCUUGAGGCUGAAACAAUGGGAUGCGAAUAACAUGAUACAUGUUUUUUGUGAGAAAGCUUUUGGAUUUAUUUUAAGACAAAGCUUAUAAAUCACACUCAUCUCAGUUAUAAUAAGUACAGAUUAGCCUUUGACUUAAGCACUGUGUUCUCUCAACUGCAAAACCCUAAGGUUUAAAUGAAUAAAAAUGAAGAGCUGCUUUGGCAGAAACUGUGAUAAUUUCCUUGCAUUUGCAGUAAAUUAAAAUAAGUGCCUUAUCAAGUUUGGAAAAAUUUCUAUUUCUUUGAUAUAUGCAGUUUAAAAUGACUUGUUUUCUCCUAGUUUUUUAUCUAAAUAAUUGUUUGCACAAUGUUUUGAGGUUAACAACAUGGUCAACAUGAUGUUACUCAAAAAUAAUAACUUAAAGUGUAAGAGUAAAAGUUUAUUCAUCAGUCAUAUAUUUUUUGUGUGUGCAGAUGUUGCAGAAGAAUGUAGUCUCUUUUUUUUUACGCCUAUAAAGAAUAAAUAAAGAGUCCUGCUUCGAUGCUGGUAACAAGCAGCUUUAGCCACUAGGUGGCGACAUUGCACUUGCAAUUUUUAGUUUAUUUCCUGGAGUCGUUGUGUAUGUAUCGUUCCUAUUUGCAGUCUAUGUUUCUCAUGAUUUAUUUGAAUGCAUUUUUUUUCUUACUAUAUUGAGAAUAUUUGUGCUAAUGAAUAAAUAUUAUUAUAAGUAAAGGUUUAAAAAUUUAUAGUGUUUAUCUUUACUUCUGCUACGUCUUCUGUACAUUCAGUGCAGUUUUUGGUUCCUUCAAAUAAACAUUCACGUAAUAAAUAUUGUCACUAAUUUACAGCAAACCAAUAAAUCAU